AUAACAAAUGAUUUUUGCAUGCAUGCGUUUUCAGAAUUCCGAUGUAAUUUGCAUUAAGAAUUUAACGUAUCGCGAAUACCAAGGUGGACUAGUUGCAAUAUUAAAUAAGGGCUAACUUUUCAUGUGAACGAUUCAAUUCGCGAAAAUAGUGCUAAAGCUGGAGAUAGCGAGAUUUACCAACACUGCAAACCAAACCCAAUCUGUGGAGAAGCACGCCUAUUGUCAUGGAUAGAGUCGUGUUAUCAUCCCGAAGUGAAUAAAAUAAUGUUUUGAAGCUACUUCUUCUCGGAUUGAGUGUUUAUUUGUUUGUUUGUUUUAAAAAUAAAAAGUAGUCAUAAAUAAGUAAAUAAAUAAAUGUAAUAAGAGGACGAUAAUUAAUAAUUGGCCAUUUAUUCUAUAAUAAAAACGUGAUAGAAAUAAAGAAGAAAAAAAUCAGAUCAAAAUUAAAAAUCAAAAUGGCGAAAUUUAUAUUUUGGGGUGUUUUUGAAAAAGAAAACAUUUCGUCGGCGCUGUGACAGCAAGAAAAGUAAAGUUUUCAUUCGAAGUGGAGUACAAUUUGCACCCAUGAAUUUUGUUUUCAAUGGACCGGCUUUGUUUUUGUUCUUAUUAACAACAAAAUACAGAAGGAAAUGAAAUCUACAAAGUGCGUGAAUUUUGGACAAAUUCUCAUGGGAGAGAAUUAUGAACUGUUUAUUUUAUGUAACAUUUGUAAGAGCGAUGUUGGGGGUGAUGUGAAGGGGUUUCUCGAACAUCUGGACUCCUGUAUAAACAUAUCCAGGAUCAAGGCAGAAAGGACUCAAAUGAAAUAUAACAAGCUAAAGGGCACACAUGUUCUUGGAAAGACGACAGUCAAUGACGUGAAAGAGUUUCUAGUUUACGAUUAUGCAGACGUGGAUUUUUUACAAACGGGAAAUGACUUUAUUGACUUGCUGGACAUAGAGGAGGAGCUGUUAAAUCCAAAAUGGUAUACUACGGAAAACAAUGGUGUAUCUAAGGCUAAUAAAACCUCUCAAAAACAAUAUGAAGUCUUGGUCGAAGAAGUCACCCCAUUCGUACAAUUUAAGGAACCUCCAAUUAAAAAUGGAGCAAAGAAAGUAAAGUUUCAAGUUGACUCCAAAUGCCCAACAAGAACUUGCACUAAGCGCAGAUUUUCUGAUGGUAACAUAGUUAAUGGAAGGGUGCACGAGUUAGAAGGCAAAUAUAAUGUUAACUUCACUCCUGCAACGAAUAAGACUGGCGAAAACUUCUCAACUUGCAAAGGAGGCGCAGACCUAUCAAAAGUCCUGCCAACGAAAGAUAUAUGCUCAGCAAAGGAGAUAAUUUCAAAGCCUGUAGUAAAAAACCAUGAUGAACCGAAAACUCCAGCGAAGGAAAAGAAGACAGCUGAAAUAUUGAACAAACUUUCCAGUUUAGGACUACAGAUAAAACGCACAAAUACGAAAGCAACAACACCUGAUUUAUCUGAUGAAAUUGUUACUGACGAAAAGACAUUGCAAAUACUUAAAAAGCUCCAGUCCAAGGGAGGAAUGAAAGUCAAAUUAAUUAACAAACAAAGACAAAUUAAAAACAUCAGCUGUCCUUCAGUUCCGGUGACAAACACUAACCAUUUAGUCAAUGAAUCUAUAAAGCCCAACAUAAAAAAUUUAAUAAUAAGAAAGACAGUGAGCAAUGAAAGUUCCUUGUGAAAAUGUCCAAGUUUAGCACAGAUUUUGUCGGGGCUGUAUGCUGUAGUAGUACUUAAAUAACGUUAAGUCAGUCUUUAAAUAUCAAAACCCCAGAAUAAUUAGCUGAAAAUGUUCCCAAAAUCUUCACAAUACCUGUUAUGAAGGUUCUAUCAUGGUAGAAUAAAAAGGUAUGGCAGAGCUACUAGCUGAUUAAAAUUUUCUUCCUGGUGUAGACGACUUCUGCAAAUUUUGUGUUUCAAUUUUUUAUCUUGAAAAGUAAAAAAAAAAAACAUCAAAAUACAUUUUAGGAAGAAACAUUGUGUGGUGCUCAUUAAAUAUGUUAACCAGUUUUGCCAUAGAAUUCAAAUAUUGAACAAUGUUGUCCUAAAUACUUAAAAUAAAUUUCAGGUUUAAUUCAUCUUA
This is a messenger RNA of Musca domestica (house fly), 2087 nucleotides long. RefSeq lists its product as uncharacterized. The record is from RefSeq and is a predicted model, not a curated record. The coding region runs from base 630 to 1685 and encodes 351 amino acids. The transcript has 3 exons. Lineage: Eukaryota; Metazoa; Arthropoda; Insecta; Diptera; Muscidae.